Leptinotarsa decemlineata (Colorado potato beetle) is the source of this 19790-nucleotide messenger RNA. It is a transcript of the gene Msp300, whose product is annotated as Muscle-specific protein 300 kDa. Gene Ontology annotation, molecular function: actin filament binding. Gene Ontology annotation, cellular component: cytoplasm; meiotic nuclear membrane microtubule tethering complex; nuclear outer membrane. The record is from RefSeq and is a predicted model, not a curated record. Lineage: Eukaryota; Metazoa; Arthropoda; Insecta; Coleoptera; Chrysomelidae. Gene Ontology annotation, biological process: nuclear migration.
GAACCAAAUCGCCAAGGCGUAGCCGUUCCCCACGUAGAAGGGAUAAUGUUUCAGUAACUGUGGAACAACCAAAAACUGUAGUAACGCUUACUGAGCAACCAUUUACUCAAAAUGAAGCUAGAGAACGCUCCCCUAGCCGCGACACUACUAAACAAGGAACAAACCUCAGCGUUGCGGGUAAAGUCCGUGGCCGUUCCCCAAGCCCGAUGUGGAUACCUGGACAAACGUCAUAUGCCGAAAUUCUGAGGGGGCAAUCUCGUUCAUCCUCGGAGAAAGAAAUACUGCCCCAGAAAGACAUCCUACUGAAACGAACGCAUGAGGAAGCACCGAGUGUUGAAAUUGCUUUAGAAGAAGUUUCAAAUGAACCAGCUUUUAAAGAAAUACCGACAUCUAUGAGUGAGGACCACUUGGAUGUUCCAAGCCAACCGACUGUAGAUUUUGAAGAUGUUCAAGAAACUCGAUUUGGGUUAACCCCUGAAACUCACGAAUGGGAUCACUACACCCAAAACGCAUUCGGUCAAAGUCAUUUCGGCACGAAUGGAGUUCAACAGAACUACUACACACAGCACGUUCAACCUAAUGUUAUGGACUAUAUCCAACCGUUGCCAGAUAUGGUGAACUUUAUCGCUUCAGGGCAACAACUGAUGAGCUCCGGCUUGGGAACGUAUCACAGUUCGCCACAAUAUCCCGUCAUUGAAGAACAAGUUCCCUUAGAAUAUGUCGGAACUGAAUACAAUCAAACCCUCUCUGCGGAGAUUCUCGAGGUUGUUCCGAAAACAGUAAAACCCAGCGACGAAGAACUGGUCCUUGAACCACCAACGCAAACAACAAAUACCGUCGCCACUGGUUCUCAUUUCUCGUACGCAAAAAUUUUGUCUCAGGGACUGGGCACAAAGUCUCUUCAGCCAUCCAGUUUAGCAACAGUGCAACCUCCGAACGCUCGACCCGCUCUCAGACAAAAGUCUCCUGUGCAUGGCCGGUCCAUGUUGAAGGAAGAUGCCGAGUCUCAUUCGAGGGAGCACGAUACGCGCAAGAUUAUGAAGGACGAUUCUCAUCAAGAGAGAAUCCCCGAUGUUGUCCCAAGGCAACAUAAAAAGACAUAUGAACGAUCCCGUCAUAUCGAUAUUGAAAGAGUUCAGCUGCCGAGCAGCCAUGGAGAGCCUACUACGGUAGGAGGCUACGAGGCAGACGGACUUUCCUCAACGCAAGACUUGAAAUAUUUUAGUGAUAGAGAUGCCUCCCCAUAUACAGAUAAGAGUGUGAAAAAACGUAAAUUUAAGAAACGAGCAGAAGAACCAACAGAAGAAUAUUCGGCUGGACAAAAAUCCAGUUAUCCUAAAGAUGCCGAAUCGAAUAAUUCGUCACAUACUAAACGCAUAACUAUUGUGAAAACGAAAACGACAACUACGAUAAAACCUGACGAAGAGAAAGGCAAAGACAAAGUAAAGAAGCAAAUCGUUGGGAAAAUCGAUGACAAAAAUGUCACCCAUAGAGAACCCAAGGAAAAGCUUAAAGGAGAAUCAGGAGUUUCAGCAUGGAUCCCAACUACUACUGAAAUGGCCAUUUCUCAUGCUAGAACCAUCGAUCAAGACGAUAUAGAGAAUUCUGAUUCCUCAGCAGUCGAUAUAAAUGUCCUAUCCAAUGAAAAGGAACGUACUUCGGACACUCAUAAAGAAAAGAAAAAGACGAAAAAGAAGUCGAAAAAACCCAAAAGCGAUAAAAUCACGCCAGCUUUCGUCAUUGAAGAAGUUAUCAGACAUAUUCCUGACGAGGAAGAUCAUAAGGAUACACCUGAUUUCAGAGUUCCAAAGCCAGUGAAAAAAAGUAAAAAACGGAAGGGAAGCAGUGAAAAGGAGAACACUAUCAGUUUGAUUCACGAAGAAAAAAUGAGUCAACCAGCAGAAGAAGUGAUUGCAUCUGAUGAAAUGAUAACAGUCAAAACUAUUUCAAAUGAAUCUUUUGACAACAAAAAUGGCGUAACUGCUUUCAUCGAAAGUGAAAUCAGUGAUCAAUCAGUUACCGAAAAUAUAGCUGUCACAGCAGAAUCCAAAGUGAAAAGCACAACGUCGAUUAUAGAAAAUCAAACAGAAGAUGCCUUGGACUUGGUUAUGACCGACUCAACUGAAGAAAUUAAUACCAGAUUUGAAAUUAAAUCAGCAGUAGACGUAACGUCAGUAAUUGACGAGGAAAAAACUGAAUCACAGUUGAUUCCAGUUAAGCCUUCAGGGCAAGAAGCAGAAAUUAACGAGCCGAAUUUGAAAAGUAAUGAAAACCUAGAAAAACAAGCAGAUAAAAAGUCUAGAAAAAAGAAGAGUAAGAAAAAACAAUCCGUGAAAAACGAAGGUGAUGAAAUUGAGGUGAAAGAAACUAAGAUUAAUGUUGAAGACAAACUUACAACUACCGAAACAAAAAAUCUAUACGAAAUAGAUAUCGAAAAACAGGUAAUGGACGAUAACGCUGUUGAGGAACCUAAAAAAUCAAAGAAGAAAAAACACAAGAAAAAAACCCAGAAUAACGAGAAAAAUCUACUAGAGGUAGUUCCUGAUGAAGAAAACACAGAGAACAUUGGAGAAAAAACUAUCGAAUCCACUGUAGGCUCAAUCAUCUCAGAACAGAUUGCUCUUGACGAUACUACUACUACAGCCGAAAUCUUAGAUAUUAAAGAGGACCAAAAAUUGAAAGAGUAUGUUAGAUCAGAAACAUCAGAAAAUAUUAUCGACAAUCGGGAAAUAAUUUUGUCUGGUCCACAACCAGAUGACCCAUGUAGUCCUACUAAGAAAAAUGCAACAAUCGAUGUAAUAAAAACUUCUUCAGAUAUAAAGGAAGAUCAAGAACCUACUGAUAUUAUUAAAACACCAAUUAACUCUAAAAGUACAGCAACGAAUGAGAUUAUUACUGUAACAACACAAAUCUCAGAAUUGAAAAAUGACGUAAAUAUAGAUCGUAAACUAAUUGAUGACAUUAUUUCAGAAAAUGAAAUUGCCAAAGAUAGGGUUGUUGAAUUAGCAGAAGUAAAAGUAAACGUAGACAGUACCCUAGAAGAUGUAGACAUGAUCUCGGAUAUCUCAGAGACUUCUGCUCCGAAAGAUGUUGUUAUCGAAAGUGAAAUGAAAGUGGAUUUAAAUGAUCAAGAAACUAUCUCAUCUAACAUACAACCUAAUGUCUCAGAAUUUUCUGUUAUUAAUGAAACUGCUGUCGAAAUUUGGGAUGUACAAAAAGUAGUAAAUGAAAAGUGUUUUAAAGAAUGUCUGGAAACGAUUUCAUCUAUCGCAAAACCAGAUAUCCCAGAAAAUUCCGUUGUAACUGACAUUUCCCAUAUCGAAGACGAUACACUGAGGAACCAGAUCACUAUUGAAUCUACCUUACCAGCAGAUACCUCCGAAAAAAUAAUUGAGAAAUCCAAUUCGGUUAUAGAAACUGAACUCGAAGUUGAUGUAGAUAGUAUUGUAGAGGAAACAACCCUCGAGUCUAUUGCACAAACAGCUCCUUCAGAAAGUUUCUCUUCAGAAGAUACAUCUGUUAAUACUUCCGUCAGUACUUCACAAAAUGAAAUAGUUAACACUGAUCACAGAAUCGAACAAGUGAAAAAUAUCAUAACUUCUGUUAUGAACACAACCAAAAACGAAGAUAUCACGAUAUCUGGAAAUGAACAGUCACCAGAUUUCAGUUCCAUACAACCAACAUCUCAACAAUCAUCCAAAUCAUCGGAGGAUAUUUCCGAAAAUCAAGUACGCCUGGCCGGAGACUCUCUUAGGAACAAACCGAAUUCUUCUAUUUCAGCGACGAAGACAAAUAAGGUUAUUUUGAUAACACACGAAGAGUUUAGAAUGAAACCCAUUGUUUCUCUGAAGAUGGAAUUUUUCGAAACUCCCGUAGAGCAAAUUCACUAUAUCGAUAAAGGAAGAACGGAAGAAAUGAAUAUGAACAGCACAGAAACUGAAAUAGUUGGGAAACAAGUCGGACAAUCUACUGAAGAAGGAAACCUUUCGAAUGAUAUUGAAAAAGAGAAAAUAGAGUAUUUAGAAAAAAUUGAGAAUAAUUCAAAGAGUGUCAAGGAAAUAAAAACUGUAAAUGAAAUGGACACUGAGAAAAAGAGUGAAUCAGUGGCAACUGAAUUCAUAGAAUUGAAUCCAACUACAGUUUCCACAGAGUUUGAAGAAACAGAAUUUGAAAUCGGCACCAAAGAAGAAACUGAUAAAUCGAAUCUACUAGUAGAGAGUAAGUACGUUGAAUUUGAUGCACCGGAUGAAAAAAUUAAAGAAAACAAAGUCAAUAUCAGUGAAAGUUUCAUAAAACACGAAAGAACGAGUAUUUCAAGCGAAGAAGAGACGUGGACAAUUCUGGAUUCGAAUGUAGAUGAAAAAGAGGACACUGAAGAUGAUGUCGAAAAAAAUAAAAAUGCAUCUGAUUCUUUUGAUUUCAUUGAGAUGGAACAAGUUAUAUUCGGCUCAGUGAAGGAACGCCCAAAAAAAAUUGUCACGGAAAUAUAUCGCUCCAAAGAAAUUGAAGAACUACCAGAGAUCAUUACUAAUGAAGAGAGUAAACCUGGAUUGGAUAAGCUCGAAACAGAAAAAAAAUGUCAAGGUAUGCCCUUAAGUAUUUCAUUCGAAAGUGAACAGCCCCUAAAAGAUGAUCACAUUUCUGACUUUGACAUUGAAUGUCAGAAAACGUCAGUGUCGAGAUCUGAUUCUGUAAUUGACACCGAAAUCAAAACUAUUGAAGACGUAAUGAAUAUUUUGGAAUCGAAAAAAUCCAGAGAAAUCACUAGUGUAACAAUCACAAAGACAGAAUCUGUAGAUGAUGAUUUGUAUAUCAUGAAUGAGGAAGAUGUAUCUAAUGAUGAGAAGGAAGACCAUAAACCUGAAUUGGAUCCCAAAGGUUUGCCAAUCGAUGAAAAACUUGAUGUUAUCGAUGAUCAUAUCGUGAUCUCCGACGAAGAAUUGGUGGAGAAUAAUAUUGAACCAGUCAGAAGUAUACCAGUUGCUGAUUUUGGAACGAAAUCAUGGGUUGAAUUCGUAGAGGGUUCUGACUCAACAGACACGAUCAGCCAGGCGACACAAGAACGAUUGAAUAAAACUCAAGAUAGUGCUUCAACUACUAUUUCCAAAAAAGAUACCUCAGAAGGUCAAGAGAUAACUGAAGUUGUCGAUAUUUUAUCCCAGCUCAAACAAGAAACUCUAUCAAAAUAUAAACCAGACCUUGCUUCUAUACCUGAUACACAACCGAAACAUUUGCCCGCGUGGCUGAAUCUACCCACAGUAAUCAGAGAUUAUCCAGAAAAUGACACCACUGAUAAGAAGAACAAAGUCAUCGAAGAAAUAAUAUCAGAAACCCAAAUCAUUUCACCAGCUGUCGAGACGCCAAUACGAAAAACCAGUGAAACGUUUAUUGAGGAAGAAAAACGGCAUUCCAAAAGUGAUAUCGUAGGUAACAUAAAAGUCGUAGCUGAACAAAUUGAGCCAACUGAAGAAUCAGUUCCCAAAGAAACAAAACAAAAUGAUUUUGACAAUAACAAGCAGGAAGUGAAAGAAAACAUCCAAACCAUUGUUGCGAGGCCUUUAUCUCCUGAAAAACCAUUGCCUGAAAUAAGCUAUUUAGAAGCAACAGAACCAGUUAUGAAACCUGUUUCAUCGUUCCAAGAUAUUGAAGAAGAGGAAAGUGUUGAAGAUAUGCUGAUAAAAUUGAAAGAAGAAACUCUCAAAAAGUACCGUGAACAAACAAAUUCGAAAGACUAUCAGGAAAAUAAAAGUGUAGUUCAUGAAUCAGAGAAAAAAACUCAAAAUAAUGAUUCUCACCAAACCAAAGCAGAAAAACCUAAGAAAGGUAAAAAAAAGAACAAGAAGAGAAAAUCUGUAUCUUUCGAAGAAACCCCUCAAAUUAUAAACAUCGAAGAACAUGUACAAGUCCCUCCGGAUGUUUCGGAAGAUGAUACUGAAACUGCCGAAGAGUUUAUUUUCAUUCAAGGCACAAACAGAAAUCAGGAGGAGGUACUGGAACCCAUUUCUGAAGUAAUCCCACAGUCUGAGAUGCUCGAUUCCACCAUUAUCUCAGAAAACACUACUGAAUCUGAAGAUGGCUCUCAGUGGGUAAAAGUCAAUUCUGUAGAGGAAAAAGAAGAAACAAAAUCAAAAGCUACAGUAUAUGAAGGUUUACCGAUAGAUAACAGCAUGAAUAUAUUCGAAAUAUUAGAUUCAGCCAUUAUAAUUUCAGAUGACGAAGAAUCAACUGAAAAUAAAGCUGAGCUCUCAACAUUCUCUCAAGAUUUUCCUGAAAUUGAUUCCAAAUCCACUGUUCCUUCUAUUAUGAUUGGACCAGUGUCAGUGGACCAAACUGUAGAAAAUUCAGAUACAAUCGAAAUGUCAACCUCAGAAUUCAUCAAUGCGGAAAAAUAUGCAAUUAUUGAGGAAUAUCAGAAAACUGAAAGUGACAAUUCGAAUGAAAUUGCUUCAGAAGAACCUAGGCUACUAACUGAACUGAGUAGAGAGAUUCCGACUGAAAGUUUGUCAUUUGUUAUUUCACCUUGUACAAAUGAUACCAAUGAAUCCCUUGCGAAUUCAACUGAAGUAAUUCAGGAAGUAGCAGAAGGAAAGAAAGAGGAACCUAUGAAAGAUACUGAAGAAACCAGAAGGAAGAAGAAAAAAUCAAAGAAGAAGAAAGAACCAACAUUCGAUAGUAAAAAUGAUGAAGAUGUGAAAGACCUUUCAGAAAAAGUAAAUGAACAAAUCACAAGAAUUGAAAGUGAACAACCUCUCAGUAAAUCUUGGGCUGAAAUCGUUGCCAAAAAUACUGAAGGACGAGAUAAUAAUUUAAACACAACUGAAGUCAAAUCAGAUCUUGUUAAAGAAUCGGAAGAAGAUGUUUCUCAAGUGCAAGUACCUGUGGAUAAAAAAUACAAAAGAACGGAACUGUCUGAAGAAUUUCUUUCAGAAGAGAGAAAGUACACUUCGAUUGAGAAACAACAUAAAGAAGUAGUCGAAGCAACUUCUCCAAAACCUAAUAACCAACAAAGGGCAGAAGCUGAAGUGUCUAUUGAGAUAGUAGAAGACUUGAAUAAAACUUGUGAUGAAAUACAAUUCCCAUCUGAAGUUCGUAACUUACCGACAUCCUGGGCAGAAGUUGUCAGCAAAUCAUCUUCAGUCGAAGAAAAAUACCCAUCUCAGGAUCAAUACAGUACAUUUGUUGAAACGAAAACGAAAAGUAAUAUACCCGCUGAUACUGGUGAACAAGGGAAGAAAGAAGAUGAAGAGAAACACCAUUCAGAAUCUCACGAAGAAGCAGUUAUUGAAGAUUCUGAAAAUACUUCUCUAACUGAUGCAGUUGAUGAACUCUCGGAGAAUAUAAAUAUCGAAAAGUUGUCAUCAGGAAAAGAAAACAAAGAAUUUAGUUGGGCAAAAAUUGUUGGAACAUCAUCUUGUCUGGAAAAAAAUUUGCCAUUUGAAUCAGAUGAGAGAGAAAAUCUAAGUGAACAUUCGGAUGAAGUGGAUCACACACAACCAGAAAUUGAUGUAGGAGGAAAACUGAUAUCUAAAUCAGAACAGACAGAUCAUCUUUCGCAAAAAGAGACUAUGGUUGACACUACUGAAUUAGAUAGAGAAAGUAAGGAAAAUGCUAAUACUGAUAUCACAAAACCUAAGAAGAAGAAGCAUAAGAGAAAACAUCAUCAUGAAAAGCAAAUGGAUUCGAAUAUUGAAAAUAUUGAAAGUAGUUCUGUUUCAGAAAAGAUUGAACAAACCACAGAAAUUAAACAAUAUGUUGAAGAUGAAAGCGUAAAACUGUGUGUAUCUGAGAACAAAGAUAGUGUCGGAAGUAUUUCGUUAGUCAAAACAUUCGAUCAUGUAACAGAAACCGAACAUAAAAAACCUAAAAUCAUUAGUAUUUCAUCUUCACCUGAACUGGAGCAAAUCGAUCAUCCGCAAAAAGAACACACUCCUAUUGGUGAAAACAUAAAAGAUGGUGAUGAAGUAUGUGUUGUUGAUACCACAAAAUCUACAAAGAAGAAACAUAAAAAGAAGCAACACCGCGCAAAUCAAAUCGAUUCACAAAUUGACAAAGUUGACAAUAUUAGCUAUAUUCAUACUACUGAAACAGAGGAACUGGUUACUGAAAUCGAAACAGAAAAAUAUGUUGAACAGAAAACUGAGUCUUUAUCUGAAGACGGGGAUACUUCUGUUGCUACUUGUGAAAUGAGGAAAGAUAACAAUGAAGUUACUGACACUGAUACCACAAUACGUACAAAGAAAAAACAUAAGAAGAAGCACAAUCGGGAACAUGAACUCCAAUCACAAAUUGAGAAAUUCGAGAUUACAGAAAAUUAUUCUGUUAGUAAAACUUUGGAACAAGUAACAGAAAUCUCAGCUGAAAAGUGUUUCGAUACGGAAAAUAAAGAUUCCACUUGGGCACAGAUUGUUGGCAAGUCUCCACCCGACGAAAAACGUUUGUCCGAAAUAAAAGAAUCAGAGGAGAAAGUUGAAAAUGCCCCCACAACUGUAGAAACUGAAGGCUUAAAUGAUGAAAUCGUUGUGGUAGAUUCCAUCAAACCUACAAAGAAAAAACAUAAGAAAAAACAUCAUCGUGAAAAUCAAAGUGAACCUUCCAUCGAGCCAAAAGAUAAUAUUGAAACCAAAACUGAAGAAUUUUCAAAUGUAGCGACCGAAUCCGAAACCCAAAAUAAAGAUUUCACUUGGGCAGAAAUUGUUGGCAAAUCAACUUCACCUGAAGGAAGGCAUCAGAUUGAAGAAGAUCAGAUUCUACCUCAACCAAAAGAAGAAACAGUCGUCACACCUGCUGAGAUAACUGAAAUUGACAUAACUAAACAUUCAAAGAAGAAACAGGAGAAGAAACACCAUCAAGAAACACAAAAUGAAGGUCCCACUGAACGAAUCGGCCAAGUAGUAGGAAUAGAUGAAGACAAAAUUGUGAAAUCUCCAAGUCCAAACAAAGAUUCCUGUUUCCACUUCAUCGAAGUUGAAAGAGGAGUUCUACCCUCCAGACAAACUUUUGAUGACUUUUACGACAAAGGUCAAACUAAAUCUAAACUGAAAAGUAAGAAACAUGCAGAACCAGAAUCUGCGGAUGACCAAGUUCUUUCUGAUCUGAACACAACAGAGGUAAACCAAGAAAUUAGGGAAAAUGAAGAUACGAAAACCGAUAAGAAACAGAAGAAGAAGAAACACAAGAAGAAAAAGUCUCAAGAAGAAACAGCCGAUGAUAAAGUAUCUGAGACAGUCGAAUAUCUGAAUGAAAAUGUAUUUGUAGAUACCACCGAAAAAUCAAACAUAAAUAUUACCCUGGAGAUUUCAGCAGAUAUUCCAAAAGAGGAAAGAUUGGAAGUAGAGAAAGAAUGUAUCGAAACUGAAGGGAGACAAGUAGUAAAUGAGAACGAAACCAAGAGUUCAAAGAAAAAGAAACACAAAAAGAAACCAAUGAAGGAAACAAAGAAGGACGUACUUCUCAGCCCUGAAGAAGUGGACCGUCACGAAUUGGUAUCUGAGGAAUCUAAUUUGAAAACUCAUGAUAUAGUAGAAACUACAGAGAAAGAUUCAAUCAAAUUGUAUGAGUCUGUUACACAAUCUUCCAAAUCAUGGGCUGAUGUGGUUAAUUCGAAUUUGACACAAACGCCUGCUGCAAAAACAAUUGAGGAAACUGUUAAGGAAGAAAUUGUUAAUCUUCCUUGCGAUAUUAUCACAAAUGAAACGGAAAACGAUACAGAAGUGAAAAAGUCUAAAAAGAAAAAACAUAAAAAGAAGCACGAACCCGUUGAUGAGGAAAAGAAACUUGCCUUCGAAAUCACUGAGCAGAUUCGGCAUAUCUCAGAACUAUCUAUUUCAAGGCCGAAUAAAAUAGACAAGGAGAAACAAACUUCGGAAAAAGAACUGGACGAAGCCGAAGCAGUAGAUACUGUUUCUGAAAAUGUAGUAAUUGACAAAACCGAAACAGAGUCGAUAAACACUAAAUUUAUUGUAGAAGAACAAUCCAACACUUUUGAGCCCAUUGAACUAGUUCAAAUGAGGUCGAUAGAAGACGAACCUAAGUCAUGCAUUGACAUAGAUCGACAGACAGAGGCAGAUAUACAAGAAAUGAUUUCGAAGGUUAUUGAAAGCGAAGGCUCGACGAGUAUUUCAAUAGAAACAGAAAUAUCUGAGCCCACAAAACAAAUAUUCGAUAAACAAGUUAUUCCAGCACCAAUUGUUGAAGGAGGGGUUUCCACUAGAGUAGAAUACAAGGGGCUACCAAUAGACAAAUCUACAUAUCUGGUUGUUGAUGAACCUAAAACACUUUUGGAUGUCAGUGAUCAAACUGAUGAGGACAAAAUCAUAAACGAAAAAAUUGUGACUGAACCCUUAACAAUAGAGCAUACUGUCACGAUAGUAGAUUACGAAUAUUCCAAAGAAAAUCUGAAAGAAUCACCUGAAAGUAUCUCACCAGAAAAGAUCAAAAUAGAAUACAAAGGACUGCCUGUGGACAAAAACACUGAGAUGUUCCUAGAUAUUUUAGAUGAACCCAUAGAGUUUUCUGAUGAUGAAGAACAGCAAACUCUCGAAAGAAAAGAAAGUUUUGACGUUUCAAAUGAAAAACAUUUAUUCACAGAAAGCAAAGAAUCUACUUUCAUUUUGCCAACAACAGAACAGUCUGAAAAUAUGAAAUUUAUAUCAGAAGAGCAAAUAAGCUCUGAAAGAGAACCUAAAGUGAAAGUUGAGUAUAAAGGUCUUCCUAUUGACAAAUCCACAGAGAUGUUUUUGGAUAUUUUAGAUGAACCUUUAGAGUUCUCCGACGAUGAGGAGCAGCAAGUUGUAGAAAGUAAAGAAAUUGAAAAUAUUUCAGAUGAAAAAGAAUUACUCGCAGAUAUCAAAGAAUCUUCAGUAAUUUCAUCAAAGACCGAACCAGUUGAAAAUACGAAAGACUUAUCAGAAGAAACAAUAAACCCACAAAAGGAAUAUACAGUUGAAGUUGAUUCUCAAGUCAAACUUACGGAAAUUUCUAUUCGACCUAAGGAAAUUCAGAAAAAAGAUGAAGUAGAACUAUUUUCAUCUGAGGAAUUAGAAGUUUUGAAUACUUCUGUUGAACCUGCUGAUAAAGAUACACAAUUUGAAAACACGAAAGACUCUGAGGAUGAGAAAGAUUUAAAGAAAAAUCUGGAGAAACCCUCUGAUAAUAUAACACAAGAAAAGUCCAAAGAAUAUAAAGGUCUCCCUGUUGACAAAUCAACAGAGAUGUUUUUGGAUAUUUUAGAUGAACCCAUAGAAUUCUCCGAUGAUGAAGAACAGCGAACUUCCGAAAGAAAAGAGAGUUUGGACAUUUCAAAUCAAAAACAUCAAUUCACAGAAAGCAAAGAAUCUACUUUCAUUUUGCCAAUAACAGUACAGCCUGAAAGUAUGAAAUUCAUAUUAGAAGAGCAAAUAAGCUCUGAAAAAGAACAUGAAGUGAAAGUUGAGUAUAAAGGUCUUCCUGUUGACAAAUCCACAGAGAUGUUCUUGGAUAUUUUAGAUGAACCCAUAGAGUUCUCCGAUGAUGAGGAGCAUCAAGUUGUGGAAAGUAAAAAAAUUGAAAACAUUUCAGAUGAAAAAGGAUUACUUCCAGAUAUCACGGAAUCUUCAGUCAUUUUAUCAAUAACGGAACCAGCUGAAAAAAGGAGAGAUUUAUCAGAAGUAACAAUAAUUCCACAAAAGGGUAAUACUGGUGAAGUUGAUACUCAAGUCCAACUUUCGAAAAUUUCUAUUCGACCUGAGGAAAUUUAUGAAAAAGAAGAAAAUGAUUCGUUUUCACCUGAACAAUUGAAUGUUUUGAAUAUUUCUGUUGAACCGGCGAAUGAAGACACAACAUUUGAAACCAAGAAAGACUCUGAGGAUGAUAAAGAUUCGAAGACAAAUCUAGAGAAAUAUUCUGAUAAUACUGCACAAGAAAAGUCCAAAGUAGAAUAUAAAGGUCUCCCAGUUGACAAAUCGACAGAAAUGUUUUUGGGUAUUUUAGAUGAACCUAUCGAGUUCUCAGAUGAUGAAGAACAACAAGUUGUGGAAAGCAAAGAAGUUGAAAACAUUCCAGAUAAAAGCAAUGUGCUUGCAGAUGACAUAGAAUCUAAACUCAUUUCACCGAUAACAGAACCAGAUGAAAGUACGAAAGUGUUAUUAGAAGAAACAAUUAGCCCAGAAAAGAAGUCCAAAGUAGAAUACAAAGGUCUUCCUGUUGACAAAUCUACAGAGAUGUUCUUGGAUAUUUUAGAUACACCUAUAGAGUUCUCAGAUGAUGAAGAACAACAAGAUGUCGAAAGCAAAAAAAUUAGCAAAAUUUCAGAUGAGAAUGUAUCAUCCGCAAAUAUUGAGGAAACGACACAUAAUCUACCAGUAGUAGAAACAUCUGAAAGUGCGAAACUGAUAUUUAAAGAGAAAAUUAGUUCAGAAAAAGAAUCUGAAAUAGAAUACGAAGUUCUUCCUAUUGACAAAUCCACGGAAAUGUUUCUUAAUAUUUUGGAUGAACCUCUAAAAAUAUCUGAUGAAGAACAAGAAGUUGCAAAUAUAGAAUAUAUUGACGUUUCGGAGGAGAGAGAAUCAAUUGUAGAAACUGAAGAUUCAUCGUUUGUCUUGUCCGCAACAGAAAUAUCUGACAGUACAAUCAUUAUUUCAGAAGAGAAUGUUAGCAGAGAAAUGGAACCCACAGAAAAAGUUGAAUAUAAAGGACUUCCCAUCGACAAGUCAACUGAAGAAUUCACUGAAGAAAUUAAUGAUCCUCCAACUCCAUUGUCCACAGAAUUUCCACUGUUAUUACCAACUUCUAAAGUUAAUGAUUCGAUGGAAAUGAUUUCACCUGAAAAUGAAUUAAUUGGUAUCAUUAACGAGAGUGCAAAAGAAGAUUCUGAACAGGGAGAACAGAAAACAGAAAAACAUGUUUCAGAAUUAAAUGCUGACGAUAUUCCCAAAUAUGAUAUCGUUGGAUUGAGGCAAGCUGAAGAUGAUUACUUUAUCAACACUCCAAAAUCGAAAGAGGCACCAAUGCCAAAGAAUACACAUGGAGAUAUUCCAAAAUGUGAUAUAUUGGAAAUGUCAGUACAAGACAGAGAAUAUUUUGAAAUAAAAUCUGAAACACUGGUGGAAGAGGAACAGAGUCCUAAAUAUGACGUGGUACAAUUUGUACAGUCUGAAAUAGAAUUUUAUGAAAAACAAUCCCUAGUUGAAAAAUUGGAAAAAUAUGACUCUGAUAUAUUGAAGUAUUCCGAAACACAAACAUCUUCGACUGGUAUUUCUUCUGAUUCAGAAACAAAAGAAUGCAUUGCCUCAAAAACUAAUAGUUCUAAUUUGGAUCUAUCAAAUGAAAAUGCAGAAAAAGAAAUAGAUAUUGAUAAUGAAAAUAAACAUUCUAACGAAAAAAUCGUAGAAGAUUUACAGAUUACAGAGCAAGUCACGAAUCUUAAUGUUCUGAGACUAGAAGAAAAUAUCGAAUCAAUAUCUGAAACUAGCACUCUUUCAAAUAUAGAAAAUAAACAUCACGACAAUGAAAUUCUUAAAUACGAUACCAUCGGUUUGAGGCAAGCAGAAGACGCUUACUUCAUCAAUAUCUCAAAGUUGAAAGAGCCCCUUGAUUCUUUCAGUAUCAUGAAAACUGAAGAAUUUCCAGAAGAAAAUAUAUUCAAAUAUGAUAUACUGCAAAUUUUGAAGCAAGAAGCCGAAUGGUAUGAACAAAUGAUCCCGUCUGAAAAAUUACAAGAAGCAGAAACUCAUAUUUUUGAAAGCGAUGUGCCUACAACUGAUGUUUCUUCUGAGUUGAAAACAACAAUAGACGUGACUCAGAGCUCAGAAAAUCUUGAAUUAGAUUUACUUCCUAGAAGUGUUGACGAUGAGUAUGAAAUUAUACCUUCUAACGAACAAUAUGCGGAAGAGAUAUCUCCAAAUCAAUCUGAAUACACUAUUAGGGAAUCAUACAGUAAGGAAUUUAUCAUUCAAAAAACUGAAGAAUCAGAUUCUAUAUCACUUACUUCAAAACCCGUUGAAAAAUAUUCAGAUAGUGUUGACGACAAGAACUUAGAUAUCCCAAUGUCACAUUCACUGGAAGAACAUUUCACAUCUAGAGUGAUAUCUGACCCCCAAACUACAAUUGGUUUCAUUUCCCAGGAAAUCAAUGAAAUUGAAGAUGAUAAAAUGUGUAUUGUUGAAGAGGUAACUGAAGAUGAAACUGAAGCAAUGAAGAUCGAAACAGAUGUUGCGAAAGAUACCGAAGAAAAAGGAAUUGACGAAGCUGUAGAACAAGAAACAUCAGAAAUAUGCCAAGUUGAAACGGAAAGUGGUGAUUUGACAGAGAAUACUCAUAUCAUUUCAGAACGAAAAGAUAAUAAAAUAUCAGAUUCUGUGAAAGAAUACUCGACGCCGAGAUCAAUUCAUGAUCAGCAAAUUACUGCUGGCUUCAUUCAUCAAGAAAUCAGUAAUAUUGAAGUUGAUGGAAUGAGUGCAGUUGAAGAAUUGAGAGAGUCUAUUGAUGAAACUCCAUCGAAGAUAACAGAAGAUGUUACUGAACAAUCAUCUGAAAUACGAGAACAAGAAGCAGGUGGUGAUGAUGAAGAUAUGAAGAUCGAAGAACAGGUGGUGAAACACUUCGAAGAAGAAAUUGUCGAAAGUGAAUAUCAAGAAACACACGAAAUAUGCAACGUUGAGACAGAAAAUGAUGAUUUGAAUAAGACAGCUCAUAUUAUUUCGAAACAAAAAUCAUGCGAUCAAGAAAAAUCGUCUGGAACUGAGACGUACUUUGACAAUGAAAAUUCUAAAGUAUCGGAAGCGUUGGGAGAAUAUUCACCUUUUCGAUCAGUUCGUGAUAACCAAACUAUUACGGACUUCAUUUCUCACGAAAUCAGUGAUAUUGGAGUACAUGAAGUGGCUACUGUUGGAAAUUUGGAAGUGUCCACCGAUGUUCAAGAACAUCAUAGAGGCAAUGACGGUAAACAAAUGAACAUUGAAAUAGAUAUUGAUGAAAACUUCGAAGAAAAAGAAAUUGAUAGAUCUAAGAGACAGAAAGCAGACGAAACAUGCCUUGGUGAAACGGGAAGUGGUGAUGUGACUGAGGAGUCUCAUACCAUCUCAGAACGAAAACCUCAUGAUGAAAUUAAAACAUCCGAGUUUGAGGCUUACGUAGACACAGCACCGGAGUUCGUUCCUAAAUUCGAAUCAGAGUACGAAACUUUGUCUGAGUUAUCAACAGAAGCUACAGAAUUUGUUCCCAAAUCGGAAUAUUCGCGACUGAAUCCGAACGCAGCGGAAUUUAUACCCGGUGCAGGAGAUCGAAGUUUACCUUCUCCAUACGUAGAAUACUCUGAAGGGUAUCACACUCCUCAGGAACACUACCAGGAUACUGCGCCGUGGGAAUAUACUAAACCCUCAUACGGAGACGACACUUCUCCUGAGCAAUACGACUCCGAAAUAGAAAUACCAUCGGACCAUGCAAGUAACUUGUGGGUUGAUGAAAUUCUCCAUGAACCUGCAGACGACUUUAUAAUCUCUACAGCUGAACAAACCGCAGCUCAGAUAGCUGAAACAAAGGCGGAAGAAAUCGCUCAGAAACAAUUAGAAGAGAGUCUGCUUCCAAAGGACGUUGUUUCGGAGCUUUCAAAUAGCGGAGUCCAAGAUUCAGCAUCAAUCUGUUGGGAGGAAGAACGCGAGAAUGAAGUUACUGGCGCUGGGGAAGAAACAUAUAAGAACAAAGAAAUCGAAAAUAAAGACCCAGAGAUACCAGUUUCGUCACUUACUAGCCAUGAAAUCUCAGAAUCCGAGUCCAUGUCUCAUCAACUCGUUACCGAAGAAAGAACGGCCGUCCAAGAGGAAAAACAGGUGAAUGUUUGGGAAGCUCUCAGAUCUGGAGAUAAAACAUAUGCUGAUAUCGUAGCCAGCAAUUUACGUGAAAAAGUCAAGCUUGAAAUAAUUUCACAACCUUUACCAAAGCAGGAGUUGAAACCAAACAUCGAAGUUAAAGUAACGGAGUCCGUGAAUGUGGAACCUUCGACUGUUGAAGUUGAUAAUGAAUGGCAGGUGAAGAGAAAGGGAAAGAAGUCACAUUCGAGAUCACGUUCAGAUCUAAGUGAGAUUCCCCAACCCUCUGAUAUUGCUAAAACAGAAGAGAUACGUGUUGACUCUCAUGGAAUUAAUAAAAGAAAAUCUCGAAAGCGCGAUAAAACUCCUCAUGAAAUAUCAAGGGUCGAUGCUGAACCGGCUGAGGUACAGCAUCAAUCUCCGAAUGAAACAGAAAGCUCAAUGGAUAAAUCUACUGAAUUCAAUACAUCAGAUGCUGUUUCUAUCGAAAUUGAGGGAAAAUCAAUUAGCGAAAAACAUGAAAGUACUCUUUCUGAGCAGAUCCAAUCUAAAUCCACAAAAGAGAUACAAUCUGAAAGUCUUGUAGUUGAAGAUAAAUCCGAAAAAAGGAAGAGGUCGAAAUCUAAAAAGAAAGAUAAAAAAUCUACCAUGGUGCCUCAGGACUCUAGCAAGGUUUCAGUUCUUUCUGAUAAACCAAUCAUAACAGAUCAUUUACCAUCUGAUCUGGACACUGUAAAACCUUCGAUAGUUACAAUUCAAGAAAAAACUCUUCAUUUCACAUAUGCUGAUAUUGCAAGAAGUGGUAGGAGCAGGGAAUCAUCACCUCACAUUGAGGUCAUUAAACCAAUUAUAGAGAAGAUAAAAUCCAAAGUGGUAAUAGAAAAAAGUGUAUCGGAGAAAGAUUAUCCGAGUGAAGAUACUACAGAAAAAGUAGAAGACAAAAUUUUCAAUUCUGAGUCCAAAUACAAUGAACCCACAGAAACACUUGAACAAGACAAAGAUUCGUCUCGAGAACCUGAAAGAGGUGAGUUAAGAAGUGUAGAAAGUACUAGUAUUGAGAGAAAUGAUAGAAGAGAAACAAUUAGCAAAGCUCCCGAUUCAGAAAAUUUCAUCAACGAAGAAGUCAAGGCAACAAUAUCAGAAAGUGAAGUCAAUUUGAAAUCGUAUGCUGAUAUUUUAGUGGAAAACCAAAGAAAAGUCACUAGAAAUGAUUUAUCUCCUCAGAAAUCCAAACCGUCUACGCCCUCCAAAUCUGUUGAUGUACAGAUUAUUGUUGUUGGUGAGGAUAAGCCAGAAUACGUUGCAGAAGUAGACUCUGAGGGUUUCAUUCCAUUUGCAAGACACAGAGAUCGAUCUCGAUCCCGUUCCAGAUCUGAGAGACACAAAAAGCCCGAGAAAAAGGAGAACUUGAAAGAAUUCACAAACGUCACUGACGUGGUUGAGGAAACAAAACAUACAGCAGUAACAACUGAUGUGGAAAAGGAAACCAUUGUGAGCUCACCUGUUAAAAGUUGGGCUUCCAUUGUGAAGGCGAACUCUGAAGAACCCAAACUAUCAAAGAAACAGGUUCAUGCAAUCGAUAUACCUUUGAGCUAUACAGAGGCAGCGGAAGGGCCUAUCGAAAAUCUAGAUACUGAAAAUAUUACGCAAGAUGUUGAUGAAACAACAGAGGUUGAUAAUAAACAAGAAAAUACCAGUGGAUUUUUCGGAAACUUGAUUGCAUCCGUGAAGAAAUCUGUUCGCGGGAAGAAAGACAUUAAUGAACCAACACUAGAAACUCCCAUUGAGAAGAAAAAGAAACAUAAAAGUAAGAAAAAUAAGAACCAAUACAUGGAGUCACAACCAACGGAAUCCGAACCUAAGGUAGAUUCAGAAAAAGAUGCAUCAGAAUUGUCUGAAAAAACAAUAUUGCGUAUUCCUGAAUCCAUUCAUCAAGAGAAAAUUUCGACUGUGGAUAUGUCAUCAGCAGAAAAGAAAACAGAAACAGUGAAAGAGGAACCGGUGAGUAAAGAUCAGAGUUUCAUUGGAAAUAUACUGUCGAAAGUCAGUCCUACUAAAAGAAGUAAGAAAGAUAAAAAAUCAAAGAGAGUGGUGAAAAUACCCGAUGAUAGUAAUGAAGAAUUGUCCAAAGAUGAAUCGAUUGAACCUAAAGUAUCACCUAUUGAAAAACUUGAAUCCACCGAGAAAUCACCUGAAAAAAUUAUAGAUAAAAUGCAGUACGAAAAAGAAAUUGAAUUGUCCGAAAAAAUUAUUACUACUAUCAAAAAUGAAUCUACUCAGGGGAACUUAAAUGAAUAUAUUCCAUCAGAUGGCGUAGAAGAUGACUCGCAAACACAUGAGAAAGAGUCACUCAAACUGAAUGAAAAUACCAAGGAACAUUUUAUUGAAGAGAACAUUGAAAUAGUAAAUGCAGGUAUCGAAGAGAAAUUUGUAGAAAUGAGACCUGAAAAACUUUUCGAACCAAUCUCAGAUUUGGUAACUUAUAAAGACGUUUUAGAUAAAGAUCAAUUCGAAAGAACUAAAACACUUGUCAGUCGAGAAAUUAAAAACGCCACAGAUGAAUUUUUAUCAGAAACGAGAAGAAUUGAGGAAACCCUCAGACAGGAUACAAUUGAAUCAAAACUUUCUCAAAUCACACAAGAUGAACAAAUCAGCGAAAGCAAAAACGAAGAAGUUGUGGAGAAUAUCGUUGAAGAACUAAAACAGGAGGGGGAGAUUGAACUGGUUGGACAAGAGGACUUUUCGUUGACGGUUCAAAACAAAACUGAAGAGUUUACACCCAAAGAAGAAACUCAAUUGUUCAAAGAGGUAUCGGUAACUGAUGAAGAAGUGGUAGAUGAUGAACUGAUAGCAAGGUCUGGAAAUGUACUUUUUGACGAUGGAAAAAAUUUGAGAUCUGGGUAUAAAAUUGCUACGCAAGAGUUUCUGUCAGAAUCAAGAGAAACCGAGCUACUCACAAGACCAGAUAUAGUUGAUGAAGUUUCAGUUAGGAAGAAGAAAGACAAAAAGAGAAAAGACUCACAAGGUGAAAGUGAUAAGAAAAAACCUGGUCUGAUCAAAUCUAUCGUUACUAGCAUUGUUGACAAAUUUUCGGGUAAGAAAUCUAAGAAAUCUGAUUCCAGUCAAGUAGAAGAUUUGGCCAGAAAUAUCGAUUUGGACGGGUCUUACUGGAUAACAAAAUGUUUGUAUGACGAAGCAGAAGAAAGUUGGUACUCUUAUUCACCUCGACAAGAUAUUGUAAUAGAAGAUUCUACGAUUGAACCAGAUACUGAAGACGAUUCAAUCGCUUUUGCUAAUAAUCUAGCUCUGGACGGUUCAUUUUGGAUAACCAAAUCUAUUUACGAUCAAGCUGAGGAAUUGUGGCAGAUAGAAAAAGCCCUCGCUAAUAAACUUCAAGCUGCAGGAGAUAGUAGAAAGUCGUCAGAAGAACCACCCGAUGGGGAUAGUGACUCAGAUGGUUCUAGCGGUAGGGGAUCGCCAGACAACAAACCUGACGGGGAAUCAUCUGAAACGUCGAUGCCCUCGUCGCAGUAUAUGAUGUACAGUUUACCCGGUGGCAUAGCCGGAUGGAGGGAGGAAAGUACUUACCUGGCUCCGGAGCCUUUAUCUAGUGAAAGUUCGCGAUACAGUACUAUUGCGGAUUCGGGCAUCUGCACUGUAAAAUCGGUUGAUGAGCAUUUAUCCGCGGCUAAAAGACUCUCUGAAAGUAUGGCUGAGGACGUUAUAAGCGAAGAAUCACCUUCACAACUUACUCCCGAUCUAGUUUCCUCCUUAGGGCCCCAAAUGCAGCCACCGACAGGUCCAGAGAUCAGCACUCCGGAUGCCGCCGAAAGGCUCAAGAAGGUGAAAUAUAAUUGUGUUAUCUGUUUGGGUUUUCAAUCAUUGUGCUUGUCUUCUGUUAACAUAGUCUUAAUUGUGAUAUUUCAUGUUUUUUGGGCACUAAUUUUAUUUUCUUAUUUGGUUUAGUGUAUUUAAAGUACCCGUUUAAUAUAUGCUUUUAUCAGUCAA